Triticum aestivum (bread wheat) is the source of this 940-nucleotide messenger RNA. Its product is annotated as protein STAR1. Bases 7 to 819 code for a protein of 270 amino acids. Gene Ontology annotation, cellular component: membrane. Gene Ontology annotation, biological process: phosphate ion transmembrane transport. Lineage: Eukaryota; Viridiplantae; Streptophyta; Magnoliopsida; Poales; Poaceae. The record is from RefSeq and is a predicted model, not a curated record. Gene Ontology annotation, molecular function: ATP binding; phosphate transmembrane transporter activity; ATP hydrolysis activity. The transcript has 2 exons.
GUAUGCAUGACUCCUACGUCCAGUCGCACGGCCUUGCAUGCCGUGCACGCACGCACAGAUGACACUAGCAGGGAGCAUGAGCAUCUGCUGGACGUCGCCGACGGGCCCAAGAUACGGGUGCGCGGGCUGCGGCGGCGGUCGGAGGCGAGCGGCGAGGAGGUCCUGCGCGGGGUGGACCUGGACGUGCCGCGCGGGGCGGUGAUGGGCGUCAUCGGCCCCAGCGGCGGCGGCAAGUCCACGCUGCUCCGCGCGCUCAACCGCCUCUGGGAGCCCGCCCCCGGCGCCGUCGCCCUCGACGGCGCCGACAUCUGCGGCAUCGACGUCCUCGCGCUCCGGCGCAGGGUCGGCAUGCUCUUCCAGCUCCCCGCCAUGUUCGACGGGACGGUGGCGGACAACGUGCGGUACGGGCCACAGCUGCGGGGCAAGAAGCUCACGGACGCGGAGGUGGAGGGCCUGCUGAGCCUGGCCGACCUCGACCCCGCCAUGUCCUCCAGGCCGGCGUCGGAGCUGUCCGUCGGCCAGGCGCAGCGCGUCGCCCUGGCCCGCACCCUCGCCAACGGCCCGGAGGUGCUGCUGCUGGACGAGCCGACGAGCGCGCUGGACCCGAUAUCCACGCAGAACAUCGCGGAGGCCAUCGUGCGGCUCAAGGAGACGAGGGGGCUCACCACGGUGAUCGUCUCGCACAGCGUGAAGCAGAUCCAGCGGGUCGCCGACCUGGUCUGCCUGGUCGUCGACGGCGAGGUCGUGGAGGUGCUCGCGGCGUCCGACCUGGCUCGGGCCAAGCACCCCGUGGCCCGGCGCUUCCUGGAGCUCAGCUGAAUAUGCUUGUUUCGCUGCGGCGAGCGUCCUUGUUCAGUGUCGACCGUCACCGACCUUUGCUUAGCUCGGGCUUCGGACUCGCUACGGCGACGAAUGUUGCGUGCGAUUUGGUGGAGUAAAU